GCUCUCUUCCUUCCCCUCCCCUCUUUCGUUAUGCGAGUCGAUACCGGUGUUGCAGCGGCAUCUACGCAACCAACGACAUCCCGACAGCGCUACUUCGUUCUCCUUGUACACGGUUGUUCAUCCCCAUCAUCAACGGCGAGGAAAGACCCCUGUUUCGGCAUCCAAUACCGUACUCUCUGCGCGUCGUCGCUGGCGAUGUAACGCGUCACCUUUCUCAAACAAAUAACAUUCUCUACAGAACAUAAGUCACCACCACCACAUCAACAACAUCAAAAAAAAAAAAAUGAAUGUAGCGGCAGAGAGUCACCAGCACUUUCUCACCAGCCUCGCUAUCGACCCGAGCACCGACGAGCUCUACGCCCUCUGCGCCGCCAGCGGCGAAGUUCUCCGCUACAACGCCGAACGCCAGACCUUCACCGAAGUCGCAAAGACGGACGUGCCCCCUGCCAGCUUCGCUUUCUUGACGGAUGGCGAGGAGAUGCGGUGGGUGAUGGCCUGCCCUAUGCAGCGGACGUUACUCACGACCUCGGCGACGGUUCGCCAGCGCGUGGUGGAGGAAGGCACGGAGGAGCUCCCUGUUGUCACCUUGGCGCCGUAUGCAGCCUGCUCGCACGCGCCGCCGCUGAACGCGCCGACGGCCGUCACCGUCAGCCCGUGCGAUGGCGAGGUGUUCUUCACCGAUGCGGGUUGGGAGGGCGACUCCUCCCUCUUGAACCGCACCGGUGCGGUGUAUCGCACGGUGCAGCGCCACUCCGCCGUCGUCGCCCUCCAGCCCACCGGCUUGGCACAGCCGAGCAGCGUCGUGGUCGGCCGCGACGGCUGCGUUUAUGUCGCGGAGAUGGUCGAGAACCGCCUGCUGCGCUAUGUCCCACGCGGCGGCGGUGUGCGGUACAUCGGGGCUGUCUUCGCGCGCUUUGAAGGGUCGAUGGGGCCAUCGGCGGUCGUCGUGCACCCCCGCACGGGGCACCUCUUUGUGGCGCUGUACGAGGCGGCGGAGGUGGGCCGACCGUACGAGGCGGUGGAUGACGAGACAUCCUCGACCGCGCCACCGCUGCAAGGACGCGUAGUGGAGCUCGAUCUUAGCGGAGCAGAGGUGUGUACGUAUCAUGUGCCCGACACGCAACUCCGCGCACUGGCGUUUGAUGUCCAGGGUACGUGCCUGUACGCGGUGUCGAGUGACAGCAACACCUACUGGUCCACACUCUACCAAGCUGCGCUCAACGAGAAUUGA
Messenger RNA from Leptomonas pyrrhocoris, 1231 nucleotides. RefSeq lists its product as hypothetical. The record is from RefSeq and is a predicted model, not a curated record. Lineage: Eukaryota; Euglenozoa; Kinetoplastea; Trypanosomatida; Trypanosomatidae. Bases 284 to 1231 code for a protein of 315 amino acids. The transcript has a single exon.